AACAUCCACGAUAGUUCCCAGAUCAAACCAAAAGUCUGCUGGUAUCCCAGUAAUGCUCGUAUCUACACUGGUUUUCAUAACAGUUGCUGCUUUAGUGAUCAUCGUAAUUGUUUUCAACAGGAAGAAGAGAUCCAAAAAUUUGAAACCCUGUCACGCUCAACAGAAUACAACUGCAACAGAGAAGACGGAUUCAUCGGACUACAACGUAAUAAACUAUAAUGAAAUGACAGAUAUUAGUAUUCUUAAGAUGAAUGAGAACAUGAAUGAAACUCAUACAACACAACGUCUAGCACAAAACAUUAAAACUUCAACUAAACAGGAAGAUAUCAUUUGCAACAAAUACGAAUCAUUAUCAACUAAUCGAAACUCAGUUGAACAUACUUAUGAAUCAGACUCAAUCCACUCCGAUCAAUAUGAAUCAUUAACAAUACAACGGGAAUUAGAUAAACAUACCUCUGAAUCUACAGAACAUGCAUUACCACAGGACAUUAAAACUUCAAUUAAACAGGAAGAUAUCAUUUGCAACAAAUACGAAUCAUUAUCAACCAAUCGAAACUCAGUUGAACAUACUUAUGAAUCAGACUCAAGCCACACCAAUCAAUAUCAGUCAUUAACAAAACAACGGGAAUCGGAUAUACAUACCUAUGAAUCUACGGAACAUGCAUUACCACAAGACAUUAAAACUUCAAUUAAACAGGAAGAUAUCAUUUGCAACAAAUACGAAUCAUUAUCAACUAAUCGAAACUCAGUUGAACAUGUUUAUGAAUCAGACUCAAUCCACACCAAUCAAUAUGAAUCAUUAACAAAACAACGGGAAUUUGAUAAAAAUACCUAUGAAUCUACAGAACAUGCAUCACAUGUAUCGAAGGAACAGGAGCUAUCUCAAUAUGAAUCGCUUACUAACCCUCAAGAAUCGCAUAAACAUGUGUAUGCGUCUUUAGGGUCCCCACAAUAACGUGAUCAGGCAAAACACGGAGUUGGUUAUUGAAUAUAUAUUUCUUAUAUAUGCAUUACUGCUUGAAGUCUUUCAACAUAAUGUAAGGGUUUGUAUGUCAAAUAAUUCAAAAUGAAACGAAUAUUGAUGCAAAAGAGGGACUAAAGAUACCAGAGGGACAGUCAAACUCACAGAUCGAAAACAAACUGACAACGCCAUGGCCAAAAAUAAAAAGACAAACAGACAAAUAAUAGUACAGAUGGCACAACAUAGAAAACUAAAGACUAAGCAACACGAACCCCAUCAAAAACUGGGGGUGAUCUCAGGUGCUCCGGAAGGGUAAGCAGAUCCUGCACCACAUGUGGCACCCGUCGUGUUGCUUAUGUUAUUACAAAUCCGGUUAAUAGUCUAAUUCGGUAGGUCACAUUCGUGAAAAGGGAAGGGUAUUGUAGUUACGACAUAAGGAACAUAUCCGAUAUCAUCUAUGAAACGGUUAUUCCAUAACGGUCAACCAACUCGUGAUGGCGUCCGUAAAAUUUACGAAGGGAUGAUCUCAACUUCACCAUUUGGAACUCUUGGUUUAAUAGCUUCCUUGUGAGCAGCAAUCCUCUAUCAAGGAAAUCAUGAUAGGAAAUACAAGCCCGGGAAUAUCGUAUCAAUUGGGAGAUACCAUGUCAGUGUGAUAGGAAUAUAUACAUAUUGGGUUCAAUUUAGACUUGGUUGUACAUAUUUAUAUAUAUAUAAGAGUCUAUAUAAAGCAAAUAACCAGCAAACAAAAACAUAUGGAACAUCUAACGUCUAACGUAUGGAGGGGUGAGCUCGCUUAACACAUAAAAAAAACUCAUUAUGUUAUCACAUUUUGAAAAGGGAUUCAGAGUCACACCGAUGUGAUGAUGGUUAUUUGUUGUGCCGUAAUUUUUGUCGGAGUAAUAUUUCACAUUAACAUGUGGUUUUUACUAUUAAAUUUGUUGUUGAAAUAGAGUAUGAUUUAAUUUUAUAUAUGUGACAGUUUUAGAUUUGUAGCAUAUUUAACGUUUUUAGAUACAAGUUUAUUUUGUUAUUUUAAGUAUAUUGUAUUUCUUCCUGAGAAUUUUCAAACAUACAAUACAUUAUUUUUAAAAACUCUUUAACUUUGAUUUUCAAAUACUACGUUUGUUUUGCAUUUCCAUUUUUUUUCGUAACAAAUGAAAAUUAUUUUUCGUAUAUGGAAAUAUGAUAAACUAGUCCUUAACACUAUUAUCCUCUUCGUAUAUGAGUUAAAGGAGAGCGACGCAUCUUCUAAAUAAUAAAUCAUUCUUCACAUAGUGAAAAUAAAACUUGACAAAUUUGGUGAAUCCUAAGAGCUAAUUAAUUAUUAAGACAUAAGUGCAUUUCAUUUCAUAAUCUUCUUAAUGUUUCCAAUCUCAUUAAUUAUAUUUUUAAUCGAGGUUUUCAUCCUGAAUAUGCUAUUUGACAUCAGGCAAGCACAACCAAUCAAUUAUUUGAUAUUUUAUUCCCUUUGCAAUUAUUAUAUAGGAAAAUGUAUUUUAUCAACGAAUACUUUGGUGUAAGCUAUGUUGUUUAGGAUGUCUUAAAAUGUUUUAUAUUUUAUUGUUUGGAAGAUAGUUGAAAUACAGAUUUUGUAGAUGCAACAUUUUCCCUACUGUUUUCAUAAAUUAAUAUUAUAUAUUAUACA
Messenger RNA from Mytilus californianus (California mussel), 2609 nucleotides. RefSeq lists its product as uncharacterized. The record is from RefSeq and is a predicted model, not a curated record. Lineage: Eukaryota; Metazoa; Mollusca; Bivalvia; Mytilida; Mytilidae. Bases 53 to 955 code for a protein of 300 amino acids. The transcript has 2 exons.